Messenger RNA from Menidia menidia (Atlantic silverside), 3862 nucleotides. NCBI's taxonomy places the organism in Eukaryota, Metazoa, Chordata, Actinopteri, Atheriniformes, Atherinopsidae. The record is from the annotation of a GenBank genome assembly.
UUAGAGGGGGGGGAUACACAAAGAAGCCCCCUGAUUGUGUUUACGCUCAGUAAUGUCGAGUUUGUGCCAGAGCUGUGAAACUGUUGUGGCAGUGAUCGUUUAAGGGGUUAUCAGCCGGUUCGCAGCAGCAUCAGGAAGUACUUUCAGGAAGUUGUUUGCUACCGUGUUUGAGUGACAGCUGUGCGGUAGUGACAGCCCACACGGGACGGACGGCAGCCCGCAGAGCCGAGCCGAUACUCAAGAUGGCAGGUCUAUCUUUAUACUUUGAAGAUAGUCAUGAUGAUCUGGAUGAUUUUGGAUUUGAUGACUAUGUUUCAGAGUGUGACGGCAUCCGUAUCACAGCCUUCCUCGAUGCAGGACAAGACAAUCUAACUCCUCUUGGAAGGCUGGAGAAGUAUGCCUUCAGUGAGAAUGUCUUUAACAGGCAGAUCGUGGCUCGUGGCCUGCUUGAUGUGCUUCGAGAAUUCAGUGACAAUGAAAAUGACUUUAUGAGUGUCAUGGAAACAGUUGCCAGAAUGUCAGAGGAUGGAGAGCCAACAGUGCGAGCAGAACUGAUGGAGCAGAUUCCCAACAUCGCCAUGUUUUUGCACGAGAGUCGGCCCAACUUCCCAGCAGCUUUCUCGAGAUACUUGGUACCGAUUGUGGUCAGGUAUCUCACUGAUCCAAAUAACCAGGUGCGGAAGACGAGUCAGGCAGCGCUGCUUGUUCUGUUGGAGCAAGGCCUUAUCUCUAAAGCUGACAUGGAGACCAAAGUUUGUCCAGUUCUGCUUGACCUGACAGAACCCAGCAGUGACGACGAUUACAAAAUCGAGGCAGUAGCUAUCAUGUGUAAAGUUGUCACCAUGUUGAGCAAAGACACGGUGGAGCAUCUGCUGCUGCCGCGUUUCUGUGACCUGUGCAGCGAUGCCAGACUCUUCCAAGUGCGCAAGGUGUGUGCAGCAAAUUUUGGCGAGUUUUGCUCUAUUGUCGGUCAAGAGGCCACUGAAAAACUACUGAUGCCCAAGUUCUUCGAUUUAUGCUCGGACAGCCUUUGGGGCAUCAGGAAAGCUUGUGCUGAGUGCUUCAUGAUGGUCUCCAAUUCCACCUCUCCGGAGGUGCGUCGCUCAAAACUGUCCCCCCUCUUCAUCAACCUGAUCAGUGACCAGUCCCGUUGGGUGCGACAGGCUGCCUUUCAGUCGCUGGGACGAUUCAUCUCUACUUUUGCCAACCCCUCCAGUACAGGCCUUCACUUCAGAGAAGAUGGUGCCCUCCCAGAGGUCCCCAGGUGUGCCUCAGACAGCAACUGCUCUUUGAACUCCCUGAACUGUGGCGACAUCAGCAGCUGCCACACAGAAAGGACCAUCACCCACACACCUCCUAACCAGGAUGGCCGCGCCACGCCAUCACCAGAGCAUGUUUCUACAGCCGACUGCGAAGACGUCCACAGCUUUGAUGACAACCAUGCCUCUGUUCCCGAAGAGACACGCGGCACCCUCAAAACCAGCAUCGAUGGCCCCACGGCUACCAACAACGCCAGAAACACAAAAGAAGCCGAGCAGACAGAUGAGAACUUUAAUUCUUUCCACUAUUGGAGAUCUCCUCUACCAGACAUCAGUGGGGAGCUGGAAAUGCUGAAUUGUCCGACAGCCGAGGAAGCGACAGAGGAUCAGGAAACGAAAAUGGCAGAGGAAGAGCAGUGUCAAGAGAAUUGUUCAGAUACCAAGUCCAGCCAUGGCAAAGCUACCAGCGACCAGAUCCAGAAAGUUUUAGACUGUUUGCAGCCGCACAUUGCUGAUCCGGACGUACAAGCUCAAGUCCAAGUGUUGUCCGCCGCUCUGAAGGCAGCACAGCUCGACAGCCCAACAGACGACAGCCCAACUGAGCCACAGCCAGAGGGGCUGCCCGAAAGCAGCUGUGACAGCCCACCAGAGGAAAGUGAUUGCGAGGACGUUCAGCCCGAAAGUGAGGAGACGUGCACAGAGGAGGAGCAAACAGUGGAAUCUCCUCAGGACACAGAGACAUGCCCCGUUCAGGAGCAAGGAGAUGAGGAGACGCAGACAGAACCGGUGGAGGAGCAGGAAGAGUCUCCACCCGACUCCCCUGUUCUGGAGUCUGAACUCAUCGAGAGUGUGGAGGAGGAGGGAAAAGAGGACUCUCCUCACAGCCCUGUCUCUGAGGAUAAGCCCAAGAUCCAGAAUGUCAUUCCCCAGCAGCUGCUGGAUCAGUACCUCUCCAUGACGGACCCAGCCCGGGCCCAGACGGUGGACACAGAGAUAGCCAAACACUGUGCCUUCAGCCUGCCAGGUGUGGCGCUCACUCUGGGCCGACAGAACUGGCACUGCCUCAAGGACACGUAUGAAACCCUCGCUACUGAUGUGCAGUGGAAGGUGCGGCGCACGCUGGCGUUCUCCAUUCACGAGCUGGCCGUUAUUCUGGGGGACCAGCUCACCGCAGCUGAUCUGGUUCCGAUCUUCAACGGCUUCCUCAAAGACUUGGACGAGGUGCGCAUCGGCGUGCUCAAGCACCUGUACGACUUCCUGAAGCUGCUGCACGCAGACAAGAGGAGAGAGUAUCUGUACCAGCUGCAGGAGUUCAUGGUGACCGACAACAGCCGCAACUGGAGGUUCAGAUACGAGCUGGCAGAGCAGCUGAUCUUAAUCAUCGAGUUGUACAGCCACUACGACGUGUAUGACUACCUCAGACAAAUAGCGCUCACCCUCUGCUCUGACAAAGUGUCAGAGGUCAGGUGGAUCUCCUACAAACUGGUGGUGGAGAUCCUCCAGAAACUGUACGCAAGCGGGGCGGAUGAUCUGGGCCUGAACUUCAUCAACGAGCUCACCGUCAGGUUCUGCCAUUGUCCCAAAUGGGUGGGGAGGCAAGCCUUUGCUUUCAUCUGUCAGGCCGUCGUGGAGGAGGACUGUAUGCCCAUGGAGCAGUUCAGCCAGCAUCUCCUGCCCAGCCUGCUGAGCCUCUCCUCUGACCCGGUGGCUAACGUCCGAGUGCUGGUGGCCAAAGCUCUGCGGCAGAGCGUGAUGGAGAAAGCGUACUUCAAGGAGCCGGGCUGCGCCUUCUCCGACGAGCUGGAGGAGACGGUGAUGACCCUGCAGUCCGACAAGGACCGGGACGUCCGCUUCUUUGCCAGCCUGGACCCCAACAAAAGCUUGAUGGACACGGCUCCUCUGAUCUAGCCACAGCCCCCUCCUCCCCCACCCCCCCGUCCCCUUCAACAGCCCAUCUGCCUGUCUUACCUACCUGUCUGCCUGCCUGAUGCACAGUCGGCAUAACCUGCGACACCAGCACCCCACCGGAUCCCCGACCACUGCCCCCCCCGCCCCCCGGGCUGACUCCACCACUCAGAGAAUCACAUCGGAUGUUUGGAUGAGGCCGCGGUGCGAGCAUGCUCAAACAACACAAGCCCAUCUCUGGCCGGGCACUACGGAGCGCACGUGAUAUUAAGAAGGACGCAUUCGAAUUCUCCAGAGUUUCACAGCAAAUGAGCUGGACUCGGGUGGCAGCCGUGCUGGCUGCCAUGGCAACGGCUGAAGCGAUCCCGACCCGCCUCCACACUAACACUGACCCCUCCUUGGACGAGAGUUAACGCUGUGACAGGCCCGCGCUCCCCAAAACUAAUUCUAAGCUCGAUCUCGAAUUCAACCCACCCUUUUCGUCAGCUCUUCUUUUUCUUUUUUUUUGUGGAUUUCUUAAAGAGCAAGCGGGCGAAGCCUGCCUGGCUCCGAUGUUGUGCACUAACUCAGGGGGACUCGUGAACCUACACAGCAUUAUUAAGCUCACAUUGUAAGCAGCGGCUGUUGGAUCCCUGCUGAAAACCUCCAGCUGUCUGAGCAACAGAUCAGUACCACCGCCUCGCCCCCCCCCAAACCCC